AUUAAAGAAUUUGCAAUUGAUUUUCAUGAAAGCCGAAGCGAUGGGGAGCAAGGUGUUAGCUUCCUUAGAAAAUAUUCCGUAACGAGGAAGAAGCUUUGAGCUAUCCACACGAGCGUUCCUAUAAACAAAUAUUCGUUUUUUUUUGCAAUAAUCAUUCGCAUUGCAAUAGAUCUUUGCGAUCUUUCAAGUGCGUUCUCAACGACAUUUAUCUACGCGCGUCAACAACUUUUCAUGAAAAAUAGAAAUGUAAUGGCACCAGUGUUACCCAUAGAGUCUUUAGGCAAUAACAAGACAGAGUUUCAUUCGCGCACUGUCGUGGUACACGUGCAAGUUGCAACGAUUGCGGCGGCGAUCAGGUCGUCAGCGCGUAGGACGCGACUAAACGACGAAUCAAGCGACAAGCUGCACACAGGCGACAUGGCAUCGAGCGGGCAUUUGAACUUGGCGCGCUUUCGCGAUUUGCGCGCUGCACGGCAACGCUGCAAGGCGCAACUACAAGUAUACUCGCACACAACUAGGAAUUGGUGUGUAGGUGUGGAUUUCGGGCCGCGCCGUGAAGCGAGUCAGUGAGUGCUUGUUCGAGUGCUGGUGCGAGUGCUGGUAGCUUGGCAGCAGCAGCGGCCCAGCGUGAAAAACGGAUCACUCGCGUGGAUCAUCAGGCUCGGGCGACACUUUGAAAAGCCGUCGACGGAUAAAUUUUUGAAAUCGCAUCUCGGACAGACCGUGGCGUACGUGCUUUUGUCGACGUCUGCUUCGUUAUUUGGUAGUAGGCGCGAGUGCCUCGAGGAGGAGAAUAGCGUGCGUCGGUUGUUCGUCCAAACGAGUUGCCUGGUGGUUCCCCAAGUUGCUCUGUUGCUCGGAUACGCAGACGCGAAGUAUGUAGACUUUAACGCGCACGGCUGCAGGUGACCAGUUUCCCGGUGAAAUCAGCUCGCUCGGUGGAGUAGCGUCUCAAGACAAACGCUCGAGUGUGGUGCGCGAGUAAGCUUCGUCUCUGUGCUUGUGCGUUCUCGCUUGGCGCGAUCGUCUUCGGGGGAACUGAACCAAUAUAAAAACCACUGGCAUUUGCCAAGUGAGUCGUCGGAAUCGUCAGCAGCAAAUUUAAAAAGCCGUGCUCGCAAAGCGAAAAAUACUCGUUGGUGAGAGAGACUCUGCCGCGGCGCGCACGUGUGUUCGGUAUAAUCGAAGCGCUGCGGCAAGAACGUUCUCUCGUUGCCGUGUCUUUAGAUAGUGCCUAGCACGUACCGCGUGAAGUCGAGCUGGUCGAGCUGCUGUGCGCGCGCGAUAGAGCCAUCGAUUUUUUCCGUGCACACCAAAACCAUCACCGUCGUCGCCAGCGUCGUCGCUUGCCGAGUCUCUCGCUUCCAUGUCGGCAUGCACAACAAUGGUCUAGAUCGACGACGACGACGUUGUAACAUACAUAUUUGUGGGCAUCCAGCAUUGCUGCGAGGGAGGGAUCGGAUGUCGAUUGGCCGCAAAGCAGUCUUUUAGCUUCGAUGGACACGAUGGACGAUUCGAUAGCGAUUUCGGCUGCUCACCUGGGCCACUCACACGUCGAUCAUGUGAUCGCUAAUGGAGGAGAUCCUUGUUGAAGACACUGGCGAAAAGUGUUUAGAGGAGCUAGCUGCUGCUGCAGUCUUGCCAAGCGUAGUCGGCAACAGCAGCGUGGGCAGCAAUUGUCCAGCAGCAGCGGUAGGAGCAGCAACGACGACAGCCUGCGCGACCGUCGCCUCUGGCACCGCCAACGCCGAAGAUCCAGCAGCCACCCAUGUAAUGUCGAUGCUGUACAUCCAACAGAGCAACUCGGAGAACGGCAACGGCUUGAAUCAGCAACAAUCGCAAUUCCACGUGGUCAACAAGUCGCAGAUCGCUGCUUUCAAUCAGAUUGUACUGCAAGGCCUCAGUCAAGUUGGUCAAAAUCAAAUUGCACAGCCAAUCACUAUUCGAAGGCAAAUAAAUUCUGUUAAUCCUGCAAGUCCUGCACAAACUCAGAAACAUAUUUUAGUACGUAAGUCUAAUGCAUCUAGUGCACAGAUAAUGCCUCUUGGUACAUCUCAAGAGAGUCAGAUUCACACUCAGGCAGCACCUAGUAUUGCUUAUUUUAUUAAACCUAAACCUCAAGAAACAGUUGUAAUACCUCAAGGAUCAAUAUCUGCAGCACAGCUUUCACAAAAACUAGUUAUUGCACCAGUUAUUUCACAUGUGACUCCAACAGCUAAUACAACAACUAGGAAUGUACAGAAUCAAACUCCUAAGCAUAUGACCAAUAUCAUAUUGCCUAUGAGUAUUCCACAACAAAGUGUUUCCAUUACAAAGAAGAGACUCGGUCUUGAACAAAACUUGAACCUCAAAUAUAAUAACGGUCACAUUAAUUCCGGUGCGAUAACAGUUCUGAGAGAAUCGAAGACGUCAAACGCGGCAUCUAACCCUCCACCAUUACAUCCAAUAUCUAAGAUGAGCUUAUUAAAUGGGCCAAAAAGUAAUAGUAAUUCAUCAGAUAGUAUACAAAUAACUGAAAAUCCAGAUUCGGCAGUAAUAACUCCUAUUCCUAAAAAAGACGACAAUAAUUCUGAAAAACGGAAAAAAACAAUUAGCAAUAUACUACGUGGGUCAGGAGAAAAAGUCCGAGUGAGAAAGCAAGAUUUACAAUCUUCUUUGCAAGACACGUCGGAAAUGACUAGUUAUACGCUGAGUAGUCCAGACGUGACACAAGAAAAAGACAAGAAGAGAGGCAAAGAAAGCGAUGAUGAUAUAACAUUUAUAGAAGUUGUUCCAAGUGAAGAGAAAAAACUUAAACGUCCUUCCAUAUCAGAUGAAAUUAUUAGAAAAUUAAAUAGUCAAGAGAUUGAAAUUAUUGAGAAAUGUGAAAAAGUUAAUGGAAAACAAAGUAAUGAAGAAAUUAAAGCUCAGACAACUUUAUUUCAGAAUGAUUCAAAUUAUGAUGCCACGAAAGCCUUAGAAUGGAAAGAUGGUGUCGGUUCAUUACCUGGUAGUAAUCUGAAGUUUUGUAUGAAUGAAUUUGGAUUGAUGGAAGUUGUCGACGAAGGAGACAACAAGCAGGAUAGAGAUAGUAAUAUUGGUGACAAAGAAAACAAAUGCCUAACACAAAGUUCUUCUAAGAGUUGCUCUCCAACUACAGUGAACGAAAAAAAGCUAGGGGAUAAAAAAGCAAGAUCUGUAUCAGCAGACACAUUCUAUUGUUGUGAGGGAUGUGGUUGUCAUGGUUUAGCAUCAGAAUUUCAUACCCCAAAUUCUUGCAGCCCUUCGUGUUCUGAAUACAUUGAAGAUUUAAGACAACAAAAGUUACGCAAAGAAAAAGAACUAAAUAAAGAAAUGAAAGUAAAGAAAAGACGGAAAAAAUUGCUUCAAGAACAAGAAAGAGAAAAAAAUAAAGACCUCAGUUCAAAGGCAAACGAUGAUGACAAGUCAAAAGACAGUGAAGAUACAUUUGACAAAUUGGAAGAAAAGUCCAAGCCUGAUACAGAUGAAGAUACGAAAGAUACAAAUAUUUCUCUGAUGGAUGACGAAACUCAAGGGGAUUCAGAGUCAAAGUACCCAUGGCAAACAGGCAAGUUAGGAUUUUCGUGGUCAAAAUAUCUUGAACAUACGAAAACCAAAGCAGCACCAGUCAAAUUAUUCAAGGAUCCUUUCCCAUAUACUAAAAACAAUUUUAAAGUUAGUAUGAAAUUGGAGGGUAUUGAUCCAAAUAAUCCAUCGCAUUAUUGUGUCCUGACAGUUGCUGAAGUAGUUGGUUACAGACUUCGAUUGCAUUUUGAUGGGUAUGCAGAAAAUUUUGAUUUCUGGGUCAAUGCUGAUAGUAUGGAUAUUUUUCCCGUUGGCUGGGCAGAAAAAAAUGGACACAAAUUGCAGCCUCCUAAAGGUUAUACUCAAGAUAAUUUUAAUUGGAACGCUUAUCUCAAAAUUUGUAAAGCUACAUCAGUUCCAAAAACUAUUUUUUCUAACAGAAAUUCAAUGCUUCCAACCGGUUUUCGUGUCGGAAUGAAGCUUGAAGCUGUCGAUCGUAAGCAUUCUUCAUUGGUAUGUGUGGCAAGUGUAGCAGACGUUAUGGAUUCAAGAAUUCUUGUGCAUUUUGAUUCUUGGGAUGAUGUAUAUGAUUACUGGGCAGAUGUAAGCUCACCAUAUAUACAUCCAAUCGGCUGGUGUCAUCAUAAUGGACGUAGUUUAACACCUCCUAACUUUUUCAAAGAUGCAAAAUCUUUUUCGUGGGAUGCGUAUUUAAAAAGUACUGGUAGUAUCGCAGCUCCAUCUCGAGCUUUUAAACAACGGCCACCUUGCGCAUUCAAACGCUGUAUGAAGCUUGAAGCAGUCGAUAAGAGGUUACCACAAUUGAUAAGAGUCACAACUGUUGAAGAUGUUAAAGAUCACAUGAUCAAAAUUCGAUUUGACGGCUGGCCUGAAAAUCAUGGAUAUUGGGUUGAUGAUGACUCGCCUGAUAUUCAUCCAAUGGGAUGGUGUUCAAAAACUGGCCAUCCAUUAGAACCUCCAUUGACUCAAGAUAACCUCAGCGAACGUCCAGAAUGUGGAACUUUUGGUUGUCGAGGAAUCGGACAUGUCAAAGGACCCAAAUUUGCAACGCACAAUUCUGCUUCAGGUUGCCCAUACUCACCACAAAAUAUAAAUAAAAUAAAAACGAUUACAGAUCGAUUAAAUUUGAAACACGAAGUGAAUGACUUCGAUGAAGAAGUCACAGUAGAAAAACCAAAACUAGAAAAACUAGAGAAAAAUAAGACUGAUCGUUUUGAAAAACGACUUUUAUCUUUCGAAGAAAAGCCAAUUAAAACCGAAACUAUCAAACAAGAAGAUGGCGAUUCAUCUGAUAAAAAUGAAAAAAUUGACACUUCUGAAAGACUGAGUGGCAAAUGGAGGAUUAAUAGUGAUGGUCAAACGGAUGAAGAAGAAAUCUAUAGAAAAAGAAAGAAAAGGAAAUUUGGACAGGAUGAAUCAAAUAGCCUUUCUUCCUUUACUUCUAAUCAUAAUACUUCGUCAACAUCGACGCCAUAUGCUCCAACUAUGCCAGAUAAGCAGUUACGGAUGGAACUUUAUCAUUCCGUUUAUAAUCCGGGAUAUAAUCCUAUGCCGGAUGCACCUCAUGUAUGGGCAAAGCAUAGUAAUGCUUUAAAUAGAGUUGUAUCAAAACAGAAUACAAAUCCUCGGAGAUGGUCCAGUGAGGAAGUAAUUAAGUUUAUUCAAAGUUUACCAAAUUGCAGAGAAAUUGGUAGCGUCUUUAGAAAGCAUAAUCUCGAUGGCGAUGGUUUUCUCAUGCUGACUCAAGAAGAUUUGGUAUCUACAAUGGGUUUGAGAUUAGGCCCAGCCAUAAAGCUUUACAACAGUAUUGUUUUAUUACGGAAGCGAGUAACGUGAAAAUCUUUUAUUAGAAGAUUAUUUUUAGCUAAUAAUGAAUGAAUGAAUGAAUGAACGAAUGAAUGAAUGAAUUAAUUAAUUAAUGAAUGAACGAGUGAUUUAUAUAAAAAAGAUAAUGUUCAUCCUGUAUUGAUGAAUAAAUUUGAUUUUAGUUUGUGAAUUUUGUAAAAUGAAUUUUUUUGUUAAAGGGCAUUAUUAAAUUGAUUUUCACACGCGUGAAAUUUAUAUAAAUAGUUUUCAAUUCUAUUUAAUGUCCUUGACUUCAUUGUUUUGUGAGACUACGUGUGCGUAUCAUGUGUAUGUACUUACGAUUCGCUUAUUAUUUAUAUUUUUAGAUUUGGCGUUUGCUAAAUAAUCACUGUACAAAUGUAAAUAUGUUAUACAUAAUA
This is a messenger RNA of Phymastichus coffea, 5771 nucleotides long. It is a transcript of the gene l(3)mbt, whose product is annotated as lethal(3)malignant brain tumor-like protein 3. Gene Ontology annotation, biological process: regulation of DNA-templated transcription. Lineage: Eukaryota; Metazoa; Arthropoda; Insecta; Hymenoptera; Eulophidae. Gene Ontology annotation, cellular component: nucleus. Gene Ontology annotation, molecular function: zinc ion binding; protein binding. The transcript has 16 exons. The coding region runs from base 1573 to 5382 and encodes 1269 amino acids. The record is from RefSeq and is a predicted model, not a curated record.